Molecule: messenger RNA, 783 nt
Organism: Harpia harpyja (harpy eagle)
Lineage: Eukaryota; Metazoa; Chordata; Aves; Accipitriformes; Accipitridae
Gene: MYL6
Product: myosin light chain 6
Exons: 7
Coding region: 128-583 (151 amino acids)
Cellular component (GO): myosin II complex
Molecular function (GO): calcium ion binding; structural constituent of muscle
Source: RefSeq, a predicted model, not a curated record
CUAAUUAGCGCGCCGUGACGCAGCCGGCGCGCGGCCAAUGGGCGGGCGGUGACGCCGGUCGGUAGAACGCGCCCGCCCGCCGCCCGCGGCCCAGAGCGGGGAAGCAGGAACGGGAGCGGCCGCCGCCAUGUGCGAUUUCUCGGAGGAGCAGACUGCGGAGUUCAAGGAGGCGUUCCAGCUCUUCGACCGCACGGGGGAUGGGAAGAUCCUGUACAGCCAGUGCGGGGACGUGAUGCGGGCGCUGGGCCAGAACCCCACCAAUGCCGAGGUCAUGAAGGUGCUGGGCAACCCCAAGAGCGAUGAGAUGAACCUGAAGACGCUGAACUUUGAGCAGUUCCUGCCCAUGAUGCAAACCAUCGCCAAGAACAAGGACCAGGGCUGCUUCGAGGACUACGUGGAGGGGCUGCGGGUCUUCGACAAGGAGGGCAACGGCACCGUCAUGGGGGCCGAGAUCCGCCACGUCCUCGUCACCCUGGGCGAGAAGAUGACGGAGGAGGAGGUGGAGCAGCUGGUGGCCGGGCAUGAGGACAGCAACGGCUGCAUCAACUACGAAGCGUUUGUGAGACACAUCUUGUCAGGGUGACGCCGCAGGGAGCUGGUCCGGAUGGUGCUGAGCGGCUGAAGACCCCUCGUGUCAUCAUGUGUUCUCCCCCCCCCAUCACUCUUGGUUUUGUGCCUUUUCCCUCGUUUUCCUGCCACCACCAAGCCCCCCUGCCCUCCCGCUAGUGGCCCCACCGGCUAAGUUAUUGCUCCACGGCAUCAAAUAAAGUGUCGGAAAGGUGA